AUGUCGUCCAUCUUUUACCAAUCUCACGCCCAAUCAUUCCCUAGGAAGAAAUCCCCCUCUUCCUCUUCCUCCUCGUCUUCAGAAAACAGUAGACGAAGAUACAAAUGUCCCAUGUGCUCAAAAUCAUUCUUCCGUCUCGAACACUGCACAAGACAUAUAAGGAUCCACACGGGCGAGAAACCGCAUCACUGUACGCAUUUAGGCUGCAACAAGAGGUUCUCCCGCUCAGAUGAAUUGAUCCGUCAUGUAAGAACCCAUGAACCUCUGUAUGACACUGAUCAAGAACAAGAUGUCCAUAUGGUGGAACACCAAUCUGCCAUGUCACACCAAAUCAGAUACCAUCCCUCUUCCGUUGCCGACUUCAGUCAGUCUCAGUUUCUGCACAGAACACCUCAUCACCCAUCAAACCAUAUCAAGCUGCCUCCCUUGAGAUCCUUCCCUCCUGUAAAGCCACAACCACUUGAAUGCAAUGUUUAUCAGGAUAAACCGGUUGUUUCUUUGUGUCUUAAGCCCAUGCAAUCUCUUUUUGAAUACAAAAAAUUGUUUAUGGAUAGUAGCAAUCAGACCUAUACUAGCCGCACUUGUGCUGCCUCUAUACCUCAAUUCGCACAACAUCAACAUCACCAGCAAUUCAAACCUGCACUAGCAGACAAGCCAGAGCCUUUGCCAUCCAUCCGCUCACUAUUAUUAUAA
This is a messenger RNA of Mucor velutinosus, 693 nucleotides long. RefSeq lists its product as uncharacterized. The transcript has a single exon. Gene Ontology annotation, cellular component: cytoplasm; nucleus. Gene Ontology annotation, molecular function: RNA polymerase II cis-regulatory region sequence-specific DNA binding. Bases 1 to 693 code for a protein of 230 amino acids. The record is from RefSeq and is a predicted model, not a curated record. Lineage: Eukaryota; Fungi; Mucoromycota; Mucoromycetes; Mucorales; Mucoraceae.